CAAAAAUUGCUGUUGUACCUGACUACACAAUCCGAUUUCGAGCGUUUUUCGUUCCAUGCAUUGGAUGAUCUGAUGUCCGACACUAAAGAGGGUAGGACCCUUUUCCUGAGGAACUUGUCAUUCGAUGUGGAUGAUGACACACUGUUUGCAUUUUUCGUCUCUUUUGCUCCUCUGGAGUUCGCAAAAGUAGUUAGAGACCCGGAAACUCGCCAUUCACGGGGCACUGGCUUUGUGAAAUUCUGUUAUGCAGAAGAUGCCUCCCGUGUGUUAUCCGAAAGUGCUGUCCCUGAGAACGCAUUGCGAUUCACCUUGGAGAACCGAACCUUACAUUUAUCCAUGGCAGUCCCGAGGGAUGAAGCCGCGAAACUCCGCACUUUCAAACAUGACGAUCUCUCUUCAGAGGAUGCGUCUCAUGGGAAGCCGCUUUCCAUGGCUGAACGAUUACGCCGCGGAGGACGCAACUUACACUUGGCCUCAAUAGGAAUGAUUCGAGCUGGAACUGCUGCCGCCGAGGGUCUAUCGGAGAGUGAUUUGGCUAAGCGGGUGGCUUUGAUGCGGGCGAAGAAAGCGAAACUGUCAAACCCAAAUAUUUUCAUCAGCGAUGUCCGUCUAUGUGUUCGCAACUUACCUCUUUCUGUGUCUGAUCAACGCCUUAAGCAGGCCUGUCUGGAUUUAUUGGGCCCUCAUUCCAAACAUCGCAUAACUGAGUGUCGAGUGAUGCGUAAUUUGGAACCAGGCAGACAACAGUUGCGCUCUUUGGGCUACGCGUUUGUUUCAUUCACAUGCCACGAGGAUGCUCUCAAGGUACUGCAUGGUCUGAACAACAAUCCAAAUAUUUUCCCCAAUCAGCGGCGUCCGAUUGUCGAAUUCUCCUUGGAGAACAUGCAAGCUUUGGAGAUAAAGCGUCGCCGGAUCGAAAAGUGUGCAGCUAUUCAGAUGAAACGAAAGAAUGCAUCCUCCGAAAGCAAUUCCACUCCUUUCGUUAAUCCUACAACUCCUCGAAAUCGUGGAAUUGGCCGUCCUGAAGCAAAACCUAACCGGAAAUCGAUAUCACGAAACGUAAAGAUGCAGCAUCGCUCUCGCGUUCUUCCGAAGAGAUUUGGUCCUAAACAUCGACAUCGCAAUCGACUGGGCCAACGUGGAAAAGCAAAGCCUGGCACCAACAAACUUCCAAAGGCCAAGGGACGCAUGUCGCGUUCGCAAAAACGAACGAAAAAGAAUCUAUAGCGUUGAGCCACGCCACAUCCCAACAUGUUCUAUUUUCUUGAGUGUACAUAUGUACCAAUUUGUCACCAAUCGAUUUCAUCUUCAUCGUACAUGCUUUAUACCAUUGUUUAUCUAUCAUCUUUUUAAUGGGUUGCCUUUGAUAUUGGGACUUUCGUAUCGUCUAGGUCGCUACAUGUACUGCCAUUUUAUCCGUCUAAGUGGUAGUAGCGACUUAUACUUGACAUAAUAUAGUUUUCUCUUGGCAGAACUCGCAGAGAUAGUAUCGGUCCUACUGGAACUAUAGAGCGCUCUCUUUUUCGCGUCCUUGCGUCUUGGUUGGUUGAACUGGAAUGCUAUUAGAUGGUAGUUACUUUUUCUUUUCCAUCUUCGUUAGAUUGCAACUUUAGCUACGGGGUUUACUCAUCAUCUGCUUGAUUGCUUGUCUUGAACUAAACAUUCGAAACACUUCGGGGAGAAUCUUUGUUGAUUGCCCGUAAACCACAUCACUUCACUUGUUUUUACUUAUUGUGGACAAUCAUUCUGGCACUUUAUGUCCUGUUUUCUUCUGCUGCUAUUGCGCAUACUGAAGCA
This is a messenger RNA of Dicrocoelium dendriticum, 1797 nucleotides long. Lineage: Eukaryota; Metazoa; Platyhelminthes; Trematoda; Plagiorchiida; Dicrocoeliidae. The record is from the annotation of a GenBank genome assembly.